GAGUUCGUAGACGAAACGGUACUUUUCUCGGUAACUCAAAAUUAUUGCGUUCCUUAUAAAUUAUUGUUAGAUUAGACGAAUAAAUUAAUAAAACCGCGGGGAAACCGUCCAAAAUAACAAAUAAUACUACGUCACACGACGACCCGAUCUGGUGCAAGUGAAAAGAAACUUUUUAACAUUGAGAAUUCGACACAAUCGUGCAUUUUUUCCUUUAUUUGUAAUAGAUUUGUGCCGAUUCGCACUAAAUACUUUCAAACGACUUUUUUUUCGCUUACUAAUUAAUUAACUCAACGAGGUUUUGAUAUCGAUGCGUAUUAUGAAACGUAUGCCUUAUCAUCAAAUUGACCUUCAUUCAUUCCUACACACGAAUUUGUGUGAGAACUGUUUCAUUAAAUUUAAGAAAUGAUUGAAAGAAAUCCCGGAUGUGAUUUAGAUUUGGAGUGGUUAAAAAAGGUUUGUGUUAAUUUAUCAGCUGUUAACGAACAAGCCAAACACUUGAUUGGUUCAAAACCGUUAAAAGACGAAUAUUACAUCGCUUGGCUUCUUAAAGCAAUCACUCUGAUUGAUUUAACAACAUUAGCUGGAGAUGACACCAACAGUAACGUUACAAGAUUGUGUUUAAAGGCUUCUCGCCCGAUACCAGAAGAUCUUUUAGAGUACCUUGGUUUUUCUUAUGAUCAAAAAUGUCCAAUUCGCACAGCAGCCGUUUGUGUUUACCCAUCGAAAGUGAAUGAUGCAUCAACAGCUUUAAAAAAAAUGGGGUUACAUGGAAAAAUUAAUGUUGCAUCAGUAGCAACUGGGUUUCCAAGUGGUCAAUUUCCUUUACAUACAAGACUUGAUGAAAUUAAAUAUGCAGUUGGUGAAGGAGCUACAGAAAUUGAUAUAGUUAUUGAUAGAAGUUUGGUUUUAACCGGACAGUGGGAAUUGUUGUAUAAGGAAUUAAAAGCAAUGCGGGAAGCUUGUGGGGAAGCUCACAUGAAAGCAAUUUUAGCAACUGGUGAAUUAACCAAUUUGAAUAAUGUUUACAAAGCUUCUUUAAUAGCGAUGAUGGCUGGCUCUGACUUUAUUAAAACAUCAACUGGGAAAGAAAGCAUUAAUGCUACUUUACCAUUUGGAAUUGUGAUGUCUAGAGCAAUUAUUGAUUACUACCAAAGAACUGGAUAUAAAGUUGGAUUAAAACCAGCAGGGGGUAUUAGAACUAGCACAGAUGCAAUUAAUUGGUUAGUUAUGGUUAAAGAACUGUUGGGGAAAGAAUGGUUGUCUCCCGAAUUGUUUCGAUUUGGAGCUUCUGGGUUAUUAGGUGACAUUGAGCACUCAUUGUAUAAAGAAGUGACUGGAAAAACUCCUGUUCCAUAUGAAUUUACUAUGGGUUAAUUAAGAUUAACGCAAUAAACUAUUAUUUUUUAUCAUA
Onthophagus taurus is the source of this 1411-nucleotide messenger RNA. RefSeq names its product Deoxyribose-phosphate aldolase (gene Dera). Gene Ontology annotation, cellular component: cytoplasm. The record is from RefSeq and is a predicted model, not a curated record. Gene Ontology annotation, molecular function: deoxyribose-phosphate aldolase activity. Gene Ontology annotation, biological process: carbohydrate catabolic process; deoxyribonucleotide catabolic process. Lineage: Eukaryota; Metazoa; Arthropoda; Insecta; Coleoptera; Scarabaeidae.